This is a messenger RNA of Chlamydomonas reinhardtii, 1112 nucleotides long. RefSeq lists its product as uncharacterized. NCBI's taxonomy places the organism in Eukaryota, Viridiplantae, Chlorophyta, Chlorophyceae, Chlamydomonadales, Chlamydomonadaceae. The record is from RefSeq and is a predicted model, not a curated record. Bases 312 to 848 code for a protein of 178 amino acids. The transcript has a single exon.
GGACUGGAGGUGCGGGUGCGGUCAUUUUGAUUGUUGUCAGCGAGUAGGGUCGGGCGUGUAUUGUGUGUUAUGAGAUUUGGACCCGUGACACGCGCAACCCGCGACCCGUGACUAGCGCAAGAUCUUGAAAGUGCCGGUGAUGCAAGUCCUAGCUAUCUGCUAUAAAAUCAAGCAAAGUGCGGAAUGAACACAAGCCCUUUCGAGUCCCCAAUCCAUCCGGCCACGUCGUACCAGACGGAUCUCGGGGCCUGGUUUGCCUAUUUCCGCGCACUAUAGCAACAGCCUAAGUAGUUUGGGAAGGGCUUAAGCAGAUGGAUACUAGUAGGGCAGAGGAGUACCGGGCCCUUGCAAACGCGGCGCGGGCCCGCGGCGACUGGCAGGCAGCGACGCAGUACAAUGAGCGCGCAGCAGAGCUGUUCUACAAUGCUUACAAUGCACAUCGUGGCAAUGACGAGCUCGACCUGCACGGGCUGUUCGUCAAGGAGGCCCUAGUGCACGUGGAGCGCCGAGUGAGAAACCUCAGCAGCGGCAUGACUACGCUACGUAUCAUCGUGGGACGCGGCAACCGCAGCGCUGACGGGCCUCGCCUCAAACCCGCGGUGGAGGCCUGGUUGCGGCAGCGCGGCUACGACUUCAAAGAGGACGGCCGGAACAACGGCUGCCUGGUGGUGCAGGUGCAGGGCUCAAGGGCGGCCCGCGUCGAGGCUGUGUGGCAGCAGGCGCAGCAGUACCGGUACACGCCCGCUUACUGGGAGCAGCCGCCACCUGACCCACCCUCGAACGGGGGGCUGCUUUGCGUUGCGAUCGUGGUGGCCCUCGUGGCCUUGGCGGCGUGGGUGUUUGGAUGAGACUGAGGAGGCCCGCAAUCAUGCACCUGGCAUCGUUUUUACGCGCAGUGGGAUACUUUGCACAGUGUCGGCUGCGCACAAUAGACCGUGUACAUGACUGGGUGGUGUGCCGUUGUGGACUCAACAUGCCUAUGCGGAAUAUGAGCGUAUCGGCUGCGGGUGCCGGCCCUGCGGGUGCCAGGGCUUGCUGCUGGCGAUGUGGGAACGUUCGGUUUGGAAGUCGGUAGAUGGUUGAAUAUGUCUGUGUCGCUGCAUCGUCGCUGC